Molecule: messenger RNA, 1065 nt
Organism: Raphanus sativus (radish)
Lineage: Eukaryota; Viridiplantae; Streptophyta; Magnoliopsida; Brassicales; Brassicaceae
Product: pumilio homolog 18-like
Exons: 1
Coding region: 1-1065 (354 amino acids)
Biological process (GO): post-transcriptional regulation of gene expression
Cellular component (GO): cytoplasm
Molecular function (GO): mRNA binding
Source: RefSeq, a predicted model, not a curated record
AUGGCAAAAGGCGACGAUUCCUUCUCCACGUCCAUCAAACAAGAGAACACGACGGUUCCUCCUCCUCCUCCUCCUCCACGUGAAACUCCCACCGCCACUCCUCCACCAAGAGAAGCCGAUCUUGCUGACGACAAAGCCCAAUCUUUACUCAACUCACUUCGCUCCACCUCCUUAGCUCCUCAAGAAACCGAGACGUGUAUGCGAUCCCUGACCAACCUCAUGACUAGCAGCAAAGACGAAGACGAGGCUCUGUUUCAAGAAGUGAUCUCAAAGCUAAACGGAAUCGAGCUUCAGAGGAUGGCCGCGUUGCUGACGUCAGAAUCCGAUGAUCGCUACUUCUUGGAGACGGCAAGAAACAAGAACGGCUCCAACCGCCUACAGAAACUCCUCGGAAAAUCAGACGACGCCGACAUCUUCUUCGCCGCCGCUAUCUUGCGCAACUUCUUCCACGUCAUGACGGACGAGCACGCGUCCCACGUCGCCGUUCAAGGGAUGCGAGUGUUCGGCGUCGAGAAGAGAUUUGCAAUGCGCGACCAGAUUCUCAACCACGCGGUUCUCCUGGCGUGUGACCAAUACGGCAGCGUCGCGCUCAGUGCAAUCAUAAGGGACGUGGCGUUUCUCUACUGCAGUACCGCCCUCUUUGAUGUUGUUGCGUCCGAAGCUCCUUUGCUAAGCUACAAUGCUUAUGGGAGCAUUGUGGUCCAACACGUGCUUAAACACUGUGGCUUGCAUAGCACGCGUAACAUUGGGGUUAGCCUCCGUGGCAAUUACGUUGAGCUCUCGUUUACGGAGGGUGGAAGAUACAUCGUGGAGAAGCUUUUGGAGAGGGAUGAAGAGACAGAGGCUUUGGUGGCGGCAGAGCUUUUGGAGUGCCAAGGAGACGAGUUGGUGAGGCUGGCGACGAGUGAGUACGGACAUUUCGUGGUGGAAAAGGCACUGAAAGUCACGCGGGUGGAUUUGUUUAGAGGUUUGGUGAACAAGCUCAAGCCUUCUCUCCCUCUGUUGCGUAGCUCUCAUCACGCCACCACCAUUGCAGAAAUCUUGGAGUCCUUUGUUACAAACUAG